AGUUGGAGGCGGUAUUGCCCCAAAGCCGCCAAGUACUUCUAAGAAGAAAAGAAGAAGUGUUACCCUGAAAAGGCUCGUAGUUAGCAGGUGGAUGAUUCCCCGGUCGUAUUUCACCGCAGCUCGGACCGUUUUGAGAUUUCAUGAACAUUUUAAAGCGGUAACGUUUCACCGUUCCUCUGCCCUCACCGUCCCACUGCUCUGUCUCCGGUUAACCCGUCCUCUCUCCAGGUUCAGACCGCCUCCUGUGACCGGUGAUCAGUCUGAAAGAUUCCGGAGUUUCUCCAGAAACCGACAGAUGCCUAAAAAAGAGAAAACGGUCAGUAAUUCUUAUUUAUAUAUGUAUUAUAUAUUAUUAUGUGAUAUAAAUAUUUAAAUAUAUAUUAUCCACAAGAUUAUUAUUGCUCUAACUGUCCGUUGUAUUGAUUUUACGGUGAUUGACUUGUUGUUUCUGUCGACAUGGUCAGAAAGGUGACAGCUGAUCUGUUGAUCUGUAGCUACUAGUGGUUAAAUUUUACCUUCACUGCGUUUUUAUGUAAUUUCAUGAUGCUCCAAAUGUUUUCAAUGGGAGACAAGACAUGUUGAGUGGUCUUUCUCCCCUUCAGAGCAGAUGACAUAGUAUCCACGAGUUCCAAAAAGAAUGUCACUUUAAAGGGAUAUUCUGUCGAAAUGGACUACAGCGGGGUGACGCAGCUCAAGGAAGAACAUUUAUGAUAAUUUCUUUAUCAUUUCCUUGAAGUAAUAAUCACCAUAUUAAUCAUUUUGCACUGCAGACACAGUAGUUCUUCUGCCUUAGCGUCUCGGUCUGAUUGUAUUUCCAUGAAGAAAUGAUCAUAAAUGUUCUUCCUUGAGCUGCGACACCCCACUGUAAUCAGUAAUGGACUGGCCUGAGGUCUCGCUACAAACAAGCGGCUGCUGGAAGAGAGUAGGUGAGUUGUGUUUAGUCUCUUUGCUAAAGAAAUGAGUCAAAGUUAAAAAGAUGUUUGGUGUCUAGGACUAUGUCUGUGACCCUACAUGUCCUGUCAAUGAAGUUAGGUGCUGUUCUGAGCAUUAUUUGUGGCUAUAGAGUGGCGUUUUGGUUGAGGUUUGUUUAUGGCUCCUCAGAUUGCUGUGUAUUGCUAUCCUGCGGUCGUUACUAAAGCAAGUGGUCGGCAACAUUCAUCCCUCGACGGGUUGUCCAUCUCGGUGUUACGGUGUGUUUGACCCUACAUUAAUUUUACGCAGGAACAUCCCUUUAAGUAGUCACACUUCUACCCACCGGGUGUCCCGAUACCGGUAGGUUUUGAGUUGAAAGUUUUGUAAAAUUGGUGAACCUAAUACCCAUCUCUUCUUUGAUCCAGGUGAAAAGUCAGGCGGUUGGUGCUGGAUCAGCUCAGACUGAAGUGUCUUCUCCUGUUGUUCGAGACAAAAGUGGAGCCGUCACUAUAACAGUGCACGCAAAGCCCGGCUCCAAACACAGCAGCAUCACAGGUCGCUGACACUCACUCCGUAUGUGAUUCAUAACCUCCCUAACCUGGCCUGAUUUUUUCUGACCUCUCUUUUUCUUCUUCCACUCCUGCAGAAGUUUCAGCAGAGGCUGUGGGAGUUUCCAUAGCAGCUCCUCCGACAGAUGGAGAGGCGAACGCUGAGCUCAUACGAUAUCUGGCUGACGUCCUGGAGCUGAAGAGAAGCCACAUCUCUCUUGACAAGGUUCUUGAAACAAGAUCCAGAGAACUCAUGCUUUUUUAUGCAACACAAGUACACCUGAAAAGUUCAGGAAGAUUUCAGCAGUUUUGUACAUGUGUGAAUAGAUGUAUAAAGCGAAAUCACAAAAGGACAGUUAAUUUACCUGUUAAUCGUCCCACAUUCUGCCACUGUGACUCCCAUUAUCCCUCUGCUUCACCCGCCAAACUUUUCUGAUGGUUCGGUUCGGUCACCUCCAUCCUCUUGUCUCCUGCAGGGAUCCCGGUCCAGAGACAAGCUCAUCAAAGUGGACUCCUCUCUCAGUCCAGAGGAGGUGCUGAGGAGGCUCAGGCAGGCUGCAGGCUGACAGGAGUGACAGAGGAUGAAGAAGGAUGGAGGUGAAAAUGGGCCGCUUCCUGAAGGGCAGCUGAAGAAGGUGAGACGAGUGGAUGUGAAGACAAACUGUGUUCACAGUCAAUGGUUUUUAAAGUGAUUCUGAGACCAUGCAGUGAUGUCCACUCCAGAGUCCUGUCUGUUUGAAAUGCACUGAAGAUCAGGACCAUCCAGUCUUGGUUUUGGUUCUUUUCCUCUCGCCAUUGGUUGGAGAAGUUCCUCCUGCUGUUUUCUUAACAUUACUCAACUUUUGAUCUGUUUGGUUGUUCCAACUUUAUUGUUGUUGGAAAUGAAACGUAAGACCAGUAACCUUCAUGUCUCUUUCUUUUAGACAGGGCUUUACAGCUGGACCAGUACUGCUUCUGGGAUGCGGAAAAACCAUCAGAUUACUAUGAACUGGACUCAAGACUAUUUCCAACUCAGGACGGAGCUGCAGCAACAGUGGAGAAACAUGUCGGACUGAACUUGAGAGAACACAGCUGAAAGUGUCUGUAUUUAUGUCUGUAUAAGGAGAGUUUUCCUGCAGAUAAACUGGUAAUAAACCUGUGUGAUGAAAUCUGAA
Messenger RNA from Xyrichtys novacula (pearly razorfish), 2614 nucleotides. Lineage: Eukaryota; Metazoa; Chordata; Actinopteri; Labriformes; Labridae. The record is from the annotation of a GenBank genome assembly.